Molecule: messenger RNA, 3251 nt
Organism: Sphaeramia orbicularis (orbiculate cardinalfish)
Lineage: Eukaryota; Metazoa; Chordata; Actinopteri; Kurtiformes; Apogonidae
Product: Kv channel-interacting protein 2
Exons: 8
Coding region: 520-1215 (231 amino acids)
Biological process (GO): regulation of potassium ion transmembrane transport
Cellular component (GO): voltage-gated potassium channel complex
Molecular function (GO): calcium ion binding; potassium channel regulator activity
Source: RefSeq, a predicted model, not a curated record
UUUCCCCCUCACAACACUCGCUUCCUGACAACCACUGCCAAAGGACUAGCAGGCGCAGCACAUUCCCAGAUUCCAUCACUUGACGGGGUCUGGAACAAGAAAAAGAGGAGAGGAAGGAAAAAAAAAAAAUCCUAACUUUUAGCCGGUUGUUGUGACAACUUGAAGCUCUCCUUAGCUGCCUGUAGCUCCAGUGUUAUGACUUCUACUACGGGAUAAAGGUGCUGACUGAGGCCAGAUGUUGGAUGACAGAAGAAGAGAAACGCACCCCAAGUAGCUAAGCCAGCAUCCGCCUUAUUUUCCCAUCCAUUAACAUUUUCACAGAUCUGUUUUAAGUAGGAAAUUAGAUUGGAUCAAAGUGGGAAGUAGACUGACGACGGCUCGGCUGGACUGAAGUUGGAGAAACUUAGCAGUUUGCGUGCAGUCUGACAGGGCUUGUGUUUCUGGCCGGUCUCGGCCCGGCUCGACCCAACCUGGCUCAGUGGCACAGUGUUGGGCGAUGACAGACAGUUGUCUCCCAACAUGUUGAGUCUGGAUGGUUUGGAGAUGAUCGCUGUGCUGGUGGUCAUGGGUCUCUUCAUCAAAGUCCUGGAGCAGUUUGGGAUGUUUGAGCCUGUCGGCGGGGAAGACAGCGUGGAAGAUGACUUUGAGUUAUCCACUGUGUGUCAUCGUCCUGAAAGCAUGGACAAGCUGCAAGAGCAAACCAAGUUCACCAAGAAGGAGCUGCAGGUUCUCUACAGGGGCUUCAAAAAUGAGUGUCCGAGUGGUGUGGUGAAUGAAGAGAACUUUAAGAACAUUUAUUCGCAGUUCUUUCCUCAGGGAGAUUCAAGUAUGUAUGCACAUUUUCUGUUUGAAGCCUUCGACACUAACAAGAAUGGCUCGGUUAGUUUUGAGGACUUUGUAUUUGGCCUGUCUAUCAUCCUUAGAGGAACCAUUAAUGACCGGCUAAACUGGGCAUUCAAUCUCUAUGACCUGAACAAGGACGGCUGCAUCACCAAAGAGGAGAUGCUGGACAUCAUGCAGUCUAUCUAUGACAUGAUGGGGAAAUACACAUACCCCACUAUGCAGGAUGACGCCCCAAGAGAACACGUGGAGAGCUUUUUCCAGAAAAUGGACAGGAAUAAAGAUGGAGUCGUUACCAUAGAGGAAUUCAUCGAGUCAUGCAAAAAGGAUGAGAACAUCAUGCAGUCCAUGCAGCUGUUUGACAAUGUCAUCUAAGAAUCUGGACCACGGAGAACGGCACCAGGGAGGGGUGUGUGUAAGAGGAAUCAAGGUUGUGAGAGAGGAAUGAUCUGUGAAUGCUUGUUUGUAUGUGUGUGUGCGUGGAUGUCUUCUGAUUCGUAGGUGUCUCUGUUGAAAGCUGUGAGUUUGAAGGGCAUUUGCAGCCCUCUCCCUCUUCCUGGACGCCCAGUGGCCAUUUUUCAAGCGACAACGGAGUUAACCUGACUCCCUUUCUCAUCAUGCAGAACCUUAGUUUCCCCCCAGAGACAGAAGGCAAGCAGCGGGCCCACAGAUACUGGCUCACUUAUGACCCCUCACCUGUGUUAUUGUAACUUUUAUUUGUAACUGCUGCUGAUGGAAGAACCUGCCUGUUAUGGCUGAACUCAGAGGGACGAAGAUUCCCCCCUAAACUACGAUCUGAGAUCAUGUUUACCCCUUUUUCUCUGUUAUGGCUGACAUUAGGAUUUGUGAAUCUGAUCCUGCCUCUGUGCAUGUGGGUACCACUUCCCUGGAGCUGCAAGACUGCUGAUUCCCCGGCCAUAUAUAGGAAUGAAUCUACUACCAUCUAGUGGACGCAAGACAGAAGGACGCUCUUCCAGAAGGGAAGAACAGAUGGGAGGGGAAAUCCAUCCUGUUUUACAGAUGGAGGUGUUGUUUUCCAUGAAGAACUGAUUUCAAUAUCGCAUGAUGAUGUCACUAAUAUCCAGUUAUGUAUUUACAGAGAUACUCCAAAGUCUGCUUGUCUGUCUGCUGUUCCUAGUCAUUCACAGGUGCCUCACCCUUUGUGUAUGUGCGUGUGCAUGUGUAAAAGAAAGAGAUGUCAUUCAUCUUACCUACGCUAACCAGACAACCACCUCCAUUCAUGAAAUUCUGGUAGAAUAAUUCCUGGCCUUCCAACCUAUUACAGUCCUAGCUGUAGAUGUCUAUUGACUGUUGUGCAUUUUCUAGCAUUCCCAGUGGUGUGAUAUUCAAGUAGGCAGUACAGUGUGGGGAUCGUGCUAGGAGUGUGACGAGCUGACCAUCGCAGGCUUUUCUCAGUACAGGACUACACACCACAGUUGUACUUGUCUAACAAUAUACAUUCAAAGGGGGAAUUAGAUCGUACUUGUGAAAUUAUUGUAAAAGGAAAUGUCAUGUGGUUGUAGCAGGUUCCACCAAAAAAAGAAAAAAAAAACAACAAAAAAACUCAAAACCCAUUCAAUUAGGCUCAUUCGAUCUCACUCUAUUAAAGAGGCAUAGUAUGUAUGUGCGUUGGUAGUGAGAGCGACAUGGUUUAAUAUCAUACACAUUUCUUUUUUGUGCCUCCCCUCCAUGUUCUCCCUCUCUCUGUAACACCAAAGAGACGAUAUAAAUUAAGAGGUAUUUUGACCCACUACGUUAAGAAAGCCCACCAGUGGGUGAAGAGAGAGGGAGAUACUGUUGAGUAAAUUGGACAAGGGGCAAUCAGAGUUAAAAGGAGAUCUAAUUUGGUAUACUAAUACUCUAAACCUAAGCAUCAUUUUAGGUUUUAAAUCUUGAAGUGAACACUAAAGAGAAAUUUCAGUCACUUUUCUGUUAAUUCACCAAAUAUUCUUUAAGAUGUUUCAAGUACCACAGGAACUCAAGGCAUUAUUUUGUAGUGUCCUUUAAAUGAAGAUAACCAUAAAAUAGCAAUAACGUUCUUUACCAUGUAUCAGCACCUUUCUGCUCAUCCCACACCUCUUCAUUCCUGUGAGACAGUAUAAGGGUACAAUACAGCCCUCAUGAAUAUAUGCACUUCCAACCUGUAACUUAUUUUCUGUCUUCUGCUUUUUUAAACUUUUUUCUGAGAAAAAAGUGGUUUGGCUCUGAUUGUUUCUUGCCAAUUUUUGACUUUCAUUCCUAACCACAAGUAAAACCUGUCUAUACCCGCAUGUACUGUGUCUUCUAGAAAAAAUGAAAACCUACUAACCCGUUGUACUGACUGUCUAGUUAGCUAGCCUCAACUGGUUGCAUUAUGUAUUCAAAAUAUGUAUAUUUUGUACAGAGACAAUAAAAUCACAGUUACUAUGCAA